UAGUAAUGCUUGUUCAACAAUGGGGGAAUCAAAAAUUUUUAUUUGCGUGUUGGCUACAGACAUCGACGAGUGCAGAAUCACCAAGGUACGCGAUUCAUGCUUCGGGGACUGCAUCAAUCUGCCCGGAGAUUACGAGUGCCGAUGCCCGCGGGGAACUCAUGGCAACGCAACGGAGCGCGGCGGUUGCAUCGCCGAGUCCCCCACAGGUCUAAUAAUUGGUUUGUCAGUUGCUAGUGGCCCGGUAUUCCUGCUUUUGGUUCUAGGGAUAACAUUAGUACUCCGUAAGAUUGAGCAGCACAGAAAAGAGAUGCUGAAGCAAAAAUAUUUCAAGCAAAAUCGUGGGCAGUUGUUGCAACAAUUGGUGUCCCAAAACGCAGAUAUUGCAGAAAGGAUGAUCAUACCGGUGGAUGAGCUUGCAAAGGCGACAAACAAUUUUGACAAGGCCCGGGAGCUCGGCGGUGGAGGGCAUGGUACCGUUUACAAAGGAAUCUUAUGGGACCUACAUGUCGUGGCCAUCAAGAAAUCAAAGAUUACGAUCUAGAAAGAAAUAGAUGAGUUUAUAAAUGAGGUAGCAAUCCUCUCGCAGAUCAACCAUAAGAAUGUGGUCAAACUCUUUGGAUGUUGCUUGGAGACUGAGGUACCAUUGUUGGUUUAUGAGUUUAUUUCUAAUGGAACACUUUAUCAUCAUCUCCAUGCCGAAGGACCAAGGUCUCUAUCUUGGAGCAAUAGGUUGAGGAUAGCAACUGAGAUAGCUACUUCUCUUGCAUAUCUUCACUCAUCGGUUUCAAUCCCUAUAAUCCAUAGAGACAUCAAAUCCAGUAACAUACUUCUCGACGAUACACUAACAUCAAAAGUAUCAGACUUUGGAGCUUCAAGGUACAUUCCAACGGACAAAACUGGUUUGACAACAAGGGUUCAGGGAACAGCAGGAUACUUGGAUCCUAUGUACUUUUACACUGGUCGCCUCACCGAGAAAAGUGAUGUCUAUAGCUUUGGUGUCAUCCUUGUUGAGCUGGUCACUAGAAAAAAACCAUUUCCAUAUUUAUCUGACCAAGGUGAUGGCCUUGUUGCUGAUUUUGUCAACCUUCUUGCUGAGGGAAACCUUCUCGGGAUGAUUGAUCAACAAGUCUUAGAAGAGGGAGGCGAGGAAAUCCAAGAAGUUGCCUCACUUGCAGCAUACUGUGUAAGCUUAAGAACUGAGGAAAGGCCAACGAUGCGGAAGGUGGAACACAUACUAGAGGGAAUUUGGGGUACCAGGAAGUAUAACAAAGAUUAUACAUAGCACAGGAAUGCGACAAUCAAGUAGAAGAGAUAUAGUAUAAGAAAAAAUUAUGUCUACGAGAUACCCAAGCUAGAUAGCACAGCUCUUUGCUUUACUCCUUACAGUAAUUAAAUUCUUCUAUUCCUCAACAUCGCUUAUGUUUCUUUAGCAUGAAUCAACUGCACCCUUUCAUCAGAAACAAGUACAUGUGCUCCCUCUGUAUUGUACUUGUCACAUUAGUUUUAUCCUAAGUCAAAUAUAUUCAACCUUGACCAAGUUUAUAGAAAAAUAUAACAACUAUACUACCAAACAUGUGCACCAUCAAAAUGUAUCCCGUGGUGAACUCAAUGAAACAAGUUUGGUAUUGUAAAUGUUGUUAUAUUUGUCUAUAAACGUUGUCAAAGUUUAAUAUUUUUGGAUUAGGAUAAACCGAAUAUGAUAUGUAAAAACAAACAGAGGUAGUACCAGAUUAGAGUCGAUAGGUUUGCU
This is a messenger RNA of Panicum virgatum (switchgrass), 1750 nucleotides long. Its product is annotated as wall-associated receptor kinase-like 22. Gene Ontology annotation, molecular function: ATP binding; protein serine/threonine kinase activity; calcium ion binding. Gene Ontology annotation, biological process: cell surface receptor signaling pathway; protein phosphorylation. NCBI's taxonomy places the organism in Eukaryota, Viridiplantae, Streptophyta, Magnoliopsida, Poales, Poaceae. The record is from RefSeq and is a predicted model, not a curated record. The coding region runs from base 20 to 541 and encodes 173 amino acids. Gene Ontology annotation, cellular component: plasma membrane. The transcript has 2 exons.